CAAGAAAGGGUGUCACAGUCCGUUUGGCACCACAGGAGACACACACACAAACACACGCACACACAUACACACUCACACACACACAGGCAAACACACUGUGGGAACAGUUCAACAACAUCAAGAUGAAGCUCUUGCCCCUGUCCUGCGUGCUGCAUGCUCUCUCCAUUGUGCACGCCUUCCGCUACGACCACCUUGUGGAGCACGUCAACAGCCACCAGGAUCAGUACGUCCAGGCGCUGCGGGAGUGGGUGUCGGUGGAGAGUGACUCCAGCGACGUCUCCAAGAGAGCGGAGCUGCAUCGCAUGAUGGAAAUGACGGCCGAUAAGCUCCGAGCCAUGGGGGGCAACGUCACGCUGGUGGACAUCGGGGAGCAGCAGCUUCCCAAUGGGGAGAUGCUGGCCCUACCCAAAGUAGUGACCGCCCAGUUCAUUAGCGACCCUCUGAAGACCACUGUGUGUGUCUACGGCCAUGUGGACGUCCAGCCAGGCAAGCUGGAGGAUGGCUGGGCCACGGAGCCGUACAAUCUGACAGAGAUCAACGGCAACAUGCAUGGAAGAGGGACCUCAGACAACAAAGCCCCCGUCUUAGCCUGGAUCCAUGCUGUGGAGGCCUACCAGGCACUUAACAUAGAGCUGCCGGUGAACGUGAAGUUCAUCAUUGAGGGCAUGGAGGAGACGGGCUCCAACGGCCUGGACGCCAUGGUGGUGGCCCAGCGCGACACCUUCCUGCUGGACGUGGACUACAUCAUCAUCUCUGACUGCGGCUGGCUCAGCCUGCGGCCCGCCCUCACCUACGGCACCAGGGGCAACUGCUACUUCUCCGCCGAGAUCGAGGGGGCCAAGCAGGACCUCCACUCGGGCGUCUACGGAGGCACCGUCAUCGAGCCCAUGACCGACCUGAUCGGCAUUCUGGACACUCUGAUCAGCCCCAGUGGUAAGAUCCUGAUCCCUGGCAUCCGGGAGGCUGUGGACCCACUCACUGACGAGGAGUGGAAGACCUACCAGGACAUUGAGUUUGAUAUGGAGAACUACAAGAACAAGCUGGGGGUCACCGAGCUCAUGUACAACAAUAAGGUAGACCUCCUGGCCCACAUGUGGCGCUACCCCACAGUCUCCAUCCACGGCAUCGAGGGAGCCUUCUCGGCCCCUGGCACCAAGACCGUGAUCCCCGCCAAAGUCGCUGCUAAGUUCUCCAUCAGACAGGUCCCCAGCAUGGACCCGGAGGUGGUCAAAAAGCAGGUGACGGAGUACCUGGAGGCGGCGUUCGCCCGGAGAAAGAGCCCCAACAAGCUGAAGGUGACCAUGAUGAUCGGGGCCAAGCCUUGGCUGGCCGACACCCGGCAUGUGCUCUACGAAGCUGGGAAGAAGGCUGUCAAGAGAGUGUUCAACGUGGAGCCCGAUAUGAUCCGCGAGGGCGGGACCAUCCCCGUGGCCAGGACCUUCCAGGACGUGACCGGGAAGGGCAUCAUCAUGAUGCCCAUCGGAGGCUUCGACGACGGCAUGCACUCCCAGAACGAGAAGAUCAGCAGGUACAACUACCUGGAGGGCACCAAGCUGUUCAUCGCCUACCUCCAUGAAGUCUCCCAGAUUCAGAAGAGUAGAGUGUGAGCGUCCUCUACGGCAUGUCUUGGCUAAAACGACAGUGUCCAAACCCUCAGAUCCCCGGCUAUCCAUCUCUGCCUAUCUAUCCAUCAAUAGAUCAAUAUAUUCAUGUAUCUAUAUCUAUAAAUCUGUCUAUCUGUUCAUUUUUCACCUCUUAUGUCAUAUUACAUUCAAUUUUAUCAAAAAGGUGCAGCUUAUCCUCAUCCAGAUUCAUGGAUUGGAGGAGGUGCGAUUGGUAAUCAUUAUUUGCUGACGUUGGUUUGUUGUCCUUCGAUUUCCUUACAGCACUGUAUGUGUUUUGUGGCAAUUAAAUGCACAAUGCAACAAAAACUCAUUUGACCUCAUGUUUA
Molecule: messenger RNA, 1951 nt
Organism: Gadus chalcogrammus (walleye pollock)
Lineage: Eukaryota; Metazoa; Chordata; Actinopteri; Gadiformes; Gadidae
Gene: cndp1
Product: carnosine dipeptidase 1
Exons: 12
Coding region: 123-1607 (494 amino acids)
Biological process (GO): proteolysis
Cellular component (GO): cytosol
Molecular function (GO): dipeptidase activity
Source: RefSeq, a predicted model, not a curated record